Molecule: messenger RNA, 1458 nt
Organism: Thunnus maccoyii (southern bluefin tuna)
Lineage: Eukaryota; Metazoa; Chordata; Actinopteri; Scombriformes; Scombridae
Product: stonustoxin subunit beta-like
Exons: 2
Molecular function (GO): protein binding
Source: RefSeq, a predicted model, not a curated record
AAGAGAACGUGCUGCUCUGACCCCCCUCCUCCUUUCAGGCUGCAGCCUGCUGGAGUCCGAUGGUUGACACCAGGUCCUUGGAGGUAUUUCUGUCAACUCACACUGGAUCCAAACACAGCACACAGAGAACUCAAACUGUCUGACAACAACAGGAAGGUGACAUAUGUGAAGGAGGAUCAGUCAUAUCCUGAUCAUCCAGACAGAUUUGAUUACUGGUAUCAGCUGCUGUGUAGAAAUGAUCUGACUGGUCGCUGUUACUGGGAGGUCAAGUGGAGAGGACUGGUUUAUAUAUCAGUGACUUACAGAGGAAUCAGCAGGAAAGGAGACAGUGAUGACUGUUUGUUUGGAAUGAAUGAUCAGUCCUGGAGUCUGAGUUGCUCUGAUGGUGGUUACUCUGUCCGUCACAAUAACAGAGAAACAUUCAUCUCCUCCUCCUCCUCUGUCUCUGGCAGAGUAGCAGUGUAUAUGGACUCUCCUGCUGGCACUUUGUCCUUCUACAGAGUCUCCUCUGACACACUGAUCCACCUCCACACCUUCAACACCACAUUCACUCAGCCUCUGUAUGCUGGGUUUAGGCUCUUGCCUGAUUCCUCAGUGUCUCUGUGUGGUCUGGAGGAGGAAGAGUCUCCUCCUGUUAGAGAAACUUUCUCACUGCUGACCAGAUAGUUCAGUCUGUACAGGAUCACACACAGCUGAUGGUAUUUAGUACCAACAUGAUCUCUCACUGCUUGUAAAUGUAAACAUGGUUUCCACAUGAUUGACAGUUUGUUUGUAAAAUGAAUCAAAUGAUAAACUGAGUCCAGUUGUUGUUGUUUUCUGUUGUUAGUGUAUUAGAAAGGCUUGAACUGUAAUGGGAUAAUGGGAAUGGGAUCUUCACAAUGUUUAGUUGUAGUUCUUCUAGUAGUUUCAUAGUAACUGUGUUACCUGAUUCCUUCACUUAUUUAGAGAUCACAUGACAAAUGAUGGUCAGAACAACAGGCCUCCUAUUGGCUGGUUAAAUGAACACCUCUAAUGGUGAAGGCUGAGGCUCAGCAGCUGGAGUCUGGCUGCUUUUAUGCUGCGUUCAUAUCAUAUUGGAAUGAUGCUAAUUAUGAGAUUCUGACUUGUAAAUAGAAUUCAGGUCAACAUUCAAGUGGUAAUUAUGAAGUGGAAAAGCUGAAAGCUCUGAUAUUUACUGGAUAUGCUGGAUUAUUGUCAAUAACAGUAUUUUUGAGCCUCAUUCCACCAACUUUGUAAUCAUGCAGCCGUCUUGAUUUGUUGUGUGACAUAAACGCUGGCAAGUUGUAAACAUGGGAAUCUUUCCCGCCUCUACCAUCCAUCCCAUAUGAUGUGAACACAGCAUUAGAGAUGAGAAGUCCAGGAGCUGUUGUGUGUUUCUGACAUACAGGAAGUAUUUAGUUUUUCUCUGGAGUGUUUAUUUAGUUCCUGUGUAGAGAAUAAAGUUCAUGAUGAUCAGUA